CAACGUCGUGAAGGCGGCCAUGAACGAGGUGUACACCUGCUCUCAAGGAAAUAUGCCAACUCGAGACUGGACAACCAAGUGGCAGAAGAUAGUGACCACGCCAGGAUUCGAUUUGAGUUUUCCAAAUCAACGAUCCGAGUUCUUCUCGCGAUCGUGCGCGGGACUGCGGUCUGCACUCGGCAACGAGUACGACUAUGACACGUUCCAGGCCAUUCUGGAUCGUGCGAACUUAGUCAUCCAAACGGAUGACAAGGCCGAAAACGAACGGCAGUCCCAGCCGCAUUAUGUGGCUAAGCAGGGCUAUCAGCGUCCGACACAUAACAAUGCCGUGAUUUCUGAAGAAACAGACGAUCUCCACGCUGCAGCAGCAUCCUCGAGUGAUGGAGGAAUUGUAGCAGCGCUCCCGCCGAAGCGUCCCAAGAGAGUUCGAAAGAACAAGGCGACACAAGAGACAGCAUCGACAGGAACUGGGCAGCAGCCAUGGACGGCUUACAAGAUAAGCAAGGAUGUCUAUGACCUUCGUCAAAAGUACGGAUACUGCCUCUGGUGCAACGACGUCACUCAUGUGACCGCACAAUACCCCGAAAAGGGCAAGGCACGCGUACCUCGGGAAUUACGAAGCACUCCUCGCACUCCUGCUACCCCGUCUUUCUAUCACUCAGCAGUGCUCAAGCAUGGCAACCAACAUGGUUGCAAUCAAGGAGGAGGAGGGAUGAGAGCAGAAAAUCUGAGAGAAAGUAGCAGUAGUAGUUGUUGGGUGCAUGCGGCCGAGUGGUCGGCGCGUGUUGGUUGGCCUGAGAAGGCUUGUAACUCCUCAGGGCUCCUCUCUAGAGGCAUCGCUCGGUGUGGCGAAGUCGGGGUGUCGUCACGAUGGCGUCGUGCCACUAAGCCAUUGCUGUCUGGAUCCCAAUGUCAAUCCCGAUUUGCGGGAACGGCACAGGUUGCUGUUGUCGCGAUGAGCGAUCCGAGGGUCGAUAGCACUCCUGGUCGCACGAUGAAUGAGCUGAGAGCGGCUGCUGCCAGUCCGGCGGUUGGGGCCAUGCCCCUGCUUGAGUAUCAGGCACCCCUUGAAGUUGUUAUUUAUCCCGAUCCCCGUUUAAGGGCUAGAAAUGCAGCAGUAUCUGUUUUUGAUGCUAGGCUGGAGGAGUUUGCUCAUGCCAUGUUUGAGGCUAUGUAUAAGUAUGAUGGAGUAGGUCUGUCUGCUCCUCAAGUCGGCGUCAAUCUUCAGUUCAUGGUGUUUAACCCAGUGGGUGAGAGAGGGAAGGGACAGGAGUACGUUUUGGUGAAUCCGAAGAUCGUCAAGAAGAGCAAGAAAAAAGAUGUUUUUGAGGAGAGUUGUUUGUCAUUUCCCCAGAUUUAUGCCGACGUAGAAAGACCCGUAGGCGUCAAGAUCGACGCUUUGGACGUCAAAGGAAACCCUUUUCAUCUGGAGCUGAAGGGGUGGCCUUCGCGCAUCUUUCAACACGAGUACGAUCAUCUUGAUGGUGUGCUUUUCUUCGAUAGAAUGAGUCCUUCCGUGCUGACAAGCGUGCGCCCAAUGCUGGAGCAACUAGAGCUGGAAUACGCAAAACAGCAACAAAAUGAACGACAAUCAUCAUAGAACGACAAAACGACUGCCUCGUAGCAGUGCAGUUAAAG
This is a messenger RNA of Chara braunii, 1638 nucleotides long. Lineage: Eukaryota; Viridiplantae; Streptophyta; Charophyceae; Charales; Characeae. The record is from the annotation of a GenBank genome assembly.